Lotus japonicus is the source of this 1450-nucleotide messenger RNA. RefSeq lists its product as uncharacterized. The transcript has a single exon. NCBI's taxonomy places the organism in Eukaryota, Viridiplantae, Streptophyta, Magnoliopsida, Fabales, Fabaceae. The record is from RefSeq and is a predicted model, not a curated record. Gene Ontology annotation, cellular component: nucleus. Gene Ontology annotation, biological process: mitotic DNA replication termination; site-specific DNA replication termination at RTS1 barrier. Gene Ontology annotation, molecular function: protein binding. The coding region runs from base 103 to 1164 and encodes 353 amino acids.
CAAACUAGGUUCCCAAAUCCUCAAUCGUCAGAACAGAACUCCUUCAAUUUCAAUCUCCGAUUUCACAAUCACACUUCACAAACCCUAGAAUCAAAUUCCAAAAUGAAUCGCAAGAAAUCGCUCCAAAUCUUCAUCCAAUCGCCGGACCUCCAUCAAAUCCGCCACGAAUCCGUCACCGGCGAUCAAACCCUCGCCGACCUGAAACGCUCUCUCUUCCCGGAAUCAAACCACCGAUCCUCGUUCUACUUCACCCUCCAUGGAAAACCCCUCCCCGACGAUACCCCUCUCUCGAUCCCCCAAAUCGCCCCUCUCUCCACCCUCGUUCUUCAAUCCCGCCUCCGCGGCGGCGGAGGCGAUGGCGGCGCGACGGGCGCCGAGUCCCGCGACUGCUACCUGAAGAUGUACUCGGAGAAGAAGCCGGACAAGGUGGACCCCAACGAGCAGAGGCUGUCAAAGUGGCAGAACUGCGCGCUCUCGAACGAGCCCUUGAGGGAACCCUGCGUGAUCGACAAGCUUGGGAAUAUCUUCAACAAGGAAGCGCUGGUGGAGGCUUUGCUCGGGAAGAAGCUUCCCAAGGAGUUUGGGUAUAUCAAGGGUUUGAAGGAUAUGAUCACGAUUCGGCUUUCUUCGGUUCCUAGAGCUGAAGAUGGGGCUAAGUUUCAGUGUCCUAUUUCGGGGCUUGAAUUGAAUGGGAAGUAUAGGUUUUUUGCUCUGAGGAAUUGUGGGCAUGUUUUGAGUGCAAAGGCGUUGAAGGAAGUUCGGUCGUCGAGUUGUUUGGUUUGCCAUGAGGAUUAUGGGGAGGAGGAUAAGGUUGUGAUUAAUGGGAAUGAAGAUGAGGUUGCUGCUUUGAGGGAGAGGAUGGAGAUGGAGAAGACCAGGGUGAGGGAGGGGAAGAAGAAUAAGAAGGUGAAGGGUGAGAGUUUGGAAGGGUCAAGGUUGAGUGGUACCAAGCAUGUUAUGGCUGCUGUGGAGAAGGCUUCAGCUAAAGUGGAAGUAAAUGGGAAGGUUUCUAAUGGUGGUGGUGCUGCGAAGCGUUUCAAGGCAAUUGAUGUGGCCCCAGCACAUGCUACCAAGGAAGUCUAUGCCUCCAUAUUCACUUCAUCCAGAAAAUCUGAUUUUAAAGAAACAUACUCUUGCAGAUCUCUACCACUUGGAAGAAACUGAUUGCGGUAUGUAUGCAAGUGUGUACUGUUACAUUGAACAUUGAAUUUUAGUUCAUGAUUAUAGAAGGGAUUGGCUUUUCCUGUGAUCUUGUGUAGUAUUGUUAUAGACAUAGUUACUUGUUUUGUUCCUAUCAUAUAUCAUCACUAAUCUAUGUUACUCUAGAAGGGGUUUUGUGAAUAAUGUCUAGUGUUUGGCCUCUUUUUCAAGAUGUAGAUUUUAGUCAUUUCACUUGUUCUAUUUGAAGUUUCACCCUGGAAACCAUGUUUUUUUAAAGGUUUACGCUGUA